AAGUGAACAUCUCACUUAAAACAAAUAAACCCUUCUUGAUUCAGCUAUUUCCUCUUCAAACAAUGGCAUUACAUCGCCACCAUUCCCUUUUCUUCUUCUUACUCAUCGCUCUGUCAUCCAUAACAAACCAUGCGGUGGCACGUCAUCUCCUAGAGUCGCCUGUCCCUGAGGUUCCCAAGCCCGAAAUCCCAACUAUACCGAAGCCAGAGCUACCUCCACUACCCAAGCCUGAGCUGCCAUCGUUGCCUAAGCCUGAGGUUCCAACACUACCAAAACCUGAAGUCCCAGUAUUGCCCAAGCCCGAGUUUCCAACACUGCCAAAACCAGAGAUACCUGUGUUGCCAAAACCCGAGAUUCCAAUACUACCCAAGCCGGAGGUACCUGUGUUGCCAAAGCCUGAACUUCCAGCACUACCCAAGCCAGAGGUACCGACAUUGCCUAAGCCAAAACUUGAAAAGGCUGAAUUGCCAAAGCCUACUCUACCUGAAAUACCAAAGCCAGAAUUGCCAAAACCAACGAUGCCUGGGCUACCAAAGCUCCCAGAAUUACCAAACCCUGAGGUCCCGGCUGUCCCUAAGUCUGAGGUUCCAACAGUGCCAAAACCUGCGGUACCGACUUUGCCUAAGCCCGAGGAUCCAACACUACCAAAACCUGAGAUCCCGGCUUUGCCUAAGCCUGAGGUUCCAACACUACCAAGACCUGAGAUCCCAAAUUCACCAAAGUCUGAACUUCCAACACUACCCAAACCGGAGGUACCGACUUUCCCUAAGCCAACACCAGAAAAGACUGAGUUACCAAAGCCUACUCUACCUGAAAUGCCAAAACCUGAGGUCCCUACUUUGCCUAAGCCCGAGGUUCCAAUAGUGCCAAAACCUGAGGUCCCAACUUUGCCUAAGCCUGUGAUGCCAACUCUACCUAAACCAGAAAUGCCAAAGUUACCUGAACUUCCAAAGAUUCCAGAACUUCCCAAACCAACUUUGCCAGAAGGACCCAAAUCCCGUUGAUUUGCUUCGACAUAGGAAAAAGUCAUCCGAAAUCUUAUUUCAGAGAUUUACCCUACUCUAGAGGGAUGGAUAAUUCUAGAAUGAUUGAUUUAUAGUCAUUGUUGUCUUUUUUUCUUAUUGUUUUCCAGUUUGUCCUAUUAUAUGUAAGCUUGGUGGUAUGUUCUGGGUAUUUACUGUUUGUAAUUCUUUGUUAAUGCCGUUAAAUAUAUAUUCAUGAUUGAUCGAGGCUUACAUGAUUAA
Salvia hispanica is the source of this 1244-nucleotide messenger RNA. RefSeq lists its product as uncharacterized. NCBI's taxonomy places the organism in Eukaryota, Viridiplantae, Streptophyta, Magnoliopsida, Lamiales, Lamiaceae. The record is from RefSeq and is a predicted model, not a curated record.